UAUUUUCCUUUUUCUCCCAUUUUAAUAUAAAAAAAAAGUUUUUUCUAAUAUUUAUUUCUUUUUCUGUUUAAUAAUUUACACAAUUUAUUUCAUUUUUUCUUCUACCAAAUUCAAUAGAAAAUUUAAUAAAAUCCAAAAUUAUACUUAACUAAAUGGCAAAAAUGCCACAAAUAUCAAAAUUAUCAAAACCCUUUCACAAAUGAUCAAGAAAGACCAAAAAAAGCAAAAUAAGAAAACCAUAUAAAAUUCCUCCAGUAGUCACAGCCGCAGUGAAAGAGAACAAAAAUAAAAGAAUAGAAAAAAAAAAAACAAAUUGUUUAUUAUUUGCAAAAUUGCAAGACAAAAUUAAUUUUAUAUGUAACAUAAAUUGUGUCUAGCUUUGAGAAAUAAUUGAACAAAAUUUUUAUAAUUUCUUAUUCGAGAUCGAUAAGUCAUAAGAAAAAAAUAAAAGAAAAAAAAUAUUCCCCGUGUCUCUCUGUCUAAUUGGGUGAAUAAAAAACAUUCAUCACAAUGGCCGAUGGAAUGGGUGGUAAUUUCAAUAUAAAACAAGAAAUCGAUACAACAACAAAUUGUUGCAGUCCCACAACAUCAAUUCUAAAUUGUUCAAACUCAAUUUCAUACAGCAGUUCGGCCAGCAAUCAGCUACAAACUUCGCCAUCUGUCUCACCAGAACGUCAAUUGUGCAGUUCAACUACUUCCUUAUCGGGUGAUCUACUCUGCGGAAAUGGCAGUGAUAAUAAAGCUGGCAUACGCGAAGAAAUCCGUCGACUAUGCUUGGUUUGUGGAGACGUUGCUUCAGGCUUCCACUAUGGAGUGGCCAGCUGUGAGGCGUGUAAAGCAUUUUUCAAACGUACCAUUCAGGGCAACAUUGAGUACACUUGUCCAGCCAACAAUGAAUGCGAAAUUAAUAAACGCCGCAGGAAAGCCUGCCAAGCAUGUCGUUUCCAGAAAUGCCUCCUUAUGGGAAUGCUCAAAGAAGGCGUUCGACUUGACCGAGUACGAGGCGGUCGACAAAAGUACCGCCGAAAUCCCGUAUCAAAUUCCUAUCAGACAAUGCAGAUGCUUUAUCAGUCGACAACUUCAUCUCUAGAAGAUAUCAAAAUACUAGAAGUACUCAAUACCUAUGAACCAGAAGCGCUAUGUGUAAAUCAACAAGACGAAGUCAAAUGUAGUAGCAGUUUUUCAUCGAAAUUCAGUGGUGAUUCGCAUGAUAUGUUAGCUGUAUUGAGUGAUUUGUACGACAAAGAACUGGUUGGAGUUAUUGGCUGGGCCAAACAAAUUCCCGGCUUUACGGAACUGCCACUUAACGAUCAAAUGAAAUUGCUUCAGAUAUCGUGGGCUGAAAUUCUUACACUGCAAUUAGCAUAUCGUUCGAUACCAUUUAAUGGUAAAUUGAAUUUUGCCUCGGACGUUUGCAUGGAUGAACGGGCAGCCAAAGAAUGUGGAGCCACAGAACUGUACUAUCAUUGUGUCCAAAUUGUGCAGCGAAUGGAGAGACUAUCGCCGCGCAAAGAAGAAUACUACCUCUUGAAGGCUCUAAUUCUAUCAAAUUGUGAUGUCCUGUUGGAUGAUUCCAGCUCCUUGAGAAACUUCCGCGAGUCUAUACUAAAUUCAUUGAAUGACUGUGUGUAUUUGCUUCGACAUACGACAGCAGUCUCACAUCAACAGCAAUUGCUGCUUCUUCUGCCGUCCCUUAGACAAGCCGACAAUAUUAUUCGAAGAUUUUGGCGUUCAGUUUGCCAUGAAGGCAAUGUGACCAUGAAAAGACUGUUUGUCGAGAUGUUGGAGAGAUAAAAACAAAAUUGACCAUAGAAAUAUUUUUUAUCGAUCAGAAGCAAUCCGAAGAACAGCUAUAAUGUAUAUAGAAUCCUAUAUAAUUAUUAUAUUAUACAUAUAUACAGGUAGUCGAAAUAUGAAUGUAGAAUAAACAGAAUAUAGCAUUAAAAGUGUAAAGGUAGAACUAAAUGAGAAGAAUAAUAAAUAAAUAACAAAUUGCAAUAAAGGUGUAGUAGUAAUGUCUAAAAAAUAACAUAUUUUAACUUACAACUAAAUGUGCUAUCUAAAUAUAUUAUUAUAUAGUAAAACAAAAAUAAACAAAAAACAUAUUAUUUUGUGUCAUAAUUUAUAUGACGGCAGUUUUAAGUGUAAGAAUUUUUAAUAUAGUAGGUACUCGAAUGAGAAACCAAUCUCACAAUUGGAUUGCGUCGCAAAAAGAUCUCUACAGCUGAAUUUAUAUAAAUGAACAAUUUAUUAUUAUUGAUUUUCAUAAUGAACGUAUUAACACGAACUAACGGUUGAGCCUAACAAAGUGAAAUAAAAAAAAAAUGCAAUACAUACAUUUAUGUUAUUAUUUGUGAAAAAGUGUUAACAAACUAAAAUGCUGAGUCAAAAAAAUAUUAGAAAGGAGAAAAAGUGAAAGCACCAAUGAAAACUUUGUAUUUAAACAAACAAAAAUAUAUAUAAAAUAAUGUAUAAAAUAUAUAUAGAAAUAUAUAUUAAUAUUUAAGUUUAUUUUUCUUGUAAAACAAAAGUAAUCAAAUAAAUUUGUUUCAUUUUUUGUUGAAAAUGUCAUCUUGGUUUUGGUUUUGUAAAAGAUAGAUUUUUAUUAAAUCCGAUAUAAGAAACAAUUAUUUGUUUACCUAAAGUACAAGACUUGACUCAGCCCCACAUAUGAAGAUGCAUAUCGUCGGCUUAGAGUGUUAGGGCCAUUUGCUGAAACGAAACUUAAAUAAUUUAAGUUAAACAUAAGCUCGUAUUCUCUACUUUUUUCUCUGCGUAAACUGUUACAUAAGAAUUAAUUUAAAAAUUAAAUGCUUAAGUUUUGAUUCAGCAAACGGCUGAGUUUAAGCUCAUUUUUUUUACGGCCCUAUGUGAAGCGCAUAUCGAAUAGGAAAAGUCGCGAAUGAAAAUGUAGAGAAAAGAGGCAACAAAGGAACCUUACGGGGCAUCAGAAUGAACCUGAACAAAUUGUUUACUGGUUGAACAGAAUGAAAAUUCGCUUGUAGCAAAGAAAAACGUCGUGGUACAAGAUGUCAAAUAAAUUCGCUCAAAAUGUAGAAAAGAUGAACAGAAUUAUGUGGCGUACAAAAAUGUCAAUUGCCUUGAAAAAAAAUAAUUUUAACUGAGUAACCACAUUAGAAACGUCAAAAGUCAUUCCGCUUGUAGCUUGAAGUAAAAGUCGACUCGACUUGUACCACAGCGAAUUUCCUUGCCACAGCCACAGCUACGUA
Messenger RNA from Episyrphus balteatus (marmalade hoverfly), 3230 nucleotides. It is a transcript of the gene ERR, whose product is annotated as steroid hormone receptor ERR2. Lineage: Eukaryota; Metazoa; Arthropoda; Insecta; Diptera; Syrphidae. Gene Ontology annotation, cellular component: nucleus. The transcript has 2 exons. The coding region runs from base 511 to 1794 and encodes 427 amino acids. Gene Ontology annotation, molecular function: sequence-specific DNA binding; nuclear steroid receptor activity; steroid binding. The record is from RefSeq and is a predicted model, not a curated record. Gene Ontology annotation, biological process: regulation of DNA-templated transcription.